AGCGUCUAAAUCCUGCUCUAAGCCUUCUGGCCGCUGUCUUCUCCCUGGAAAAGGCGACGGUCGGAGUACACACAUCGAUCACCGACACCACUUCAGCUCUUCUCCCAUGGCAUCCGUCGUCCCGCUCUCCUGCCCUUCGGCUUCCCUCUACAAACCCUCUAUCUGUUCCGUCUCUGCUUCCCCUCGAUUCCUCCAGAAGCGGCGAUUUGUCGUGCCCUCGGCCAUUUCCUCCAUCUCGCCGCCCAGCUCUUCUUCCGAUUCAAUUGUCGAGUCGCUGAAGGAGGCUGUCGGGCACUUGCAGAGCGCCAAAUGGAAGGACCUCUGGAGCAUCAACAGCUGGGUCGUCCUUGAUUACGAUCGGCUCGUUAGAACAGUCAAUCAGCUCGAGUUCCUAAUUAAAAGUCUUACCGAUGAACAGCUUAGAGCAAAGACUGUUGAGUUCCGCCAACGGUUGAGCCAAGGAGAAACUCUUGCCGAUAUCCAAGCAGAAGCAUUUGCUGUUGUUCGGGAAGCUGCCAGAAGAAAGCUUGGUAUGCGACAUUAUGAUGUUCAGAUUAUUGGUGGAGCGGUGCUUCAUGAUGGGUGCAUAGCUGAGAUGAAAACUGGUGAAGGAAAGACACUUGUUUCAACACUUGCUGCAUAUCUAAAUGCACUUACGGGAAAUGGAGUUCAUGUGGUGACUGUUAAUGACUACUUGGCUCAGCGUGAUGCUGAGUGGAUGGGAAGCAUUCAUCGUUUCCUUGGUCUUUCUGUGGGUCUCAUACAGGCAGGGAUGAAAGCAGAUGAAAGGAGAUCCAACUACAGUUGUGACAUUACAUACACUAAUAAUUCAGAACUUGGAUUUGACUACCUCCGUGACAAUCUUUCAGGAAAUAGAAGGCAACUAGUUAUGCGAUGGCCAAGGCCUUUUCAUUAUGCAAUUGUUGACGAAGUUGAUUCAGUUCUUAUUGAUGAGGGAAGGAAUCCAUUAUUAAUUAGCGGUGAGGAUAGGAAAGAUGCUGCCAGAUAUCCGGUUGCUUCAAAAGUUGCUGAACUGCUUGAACGAGGCAUCCAUUACAAUGUUGAGUUAAAAGACAAUUCAGUGGAUUUGACUGAGGAAGGAGUUGCUCUUGCUGAAAUGGCUCUUGAAACAAAUGAUUUGUGGGAUGACAAGGAUUCAUGGGCAAGAUUUGUGAUGAAUGCUUUAAAGGCUAAAGAAUUUUACCGGAGAGAUGUGCAAUAUAUUGUUAGGAAUGGAAGAGCAUUAAUUAUAAAUGAGGCUGCCAACAUGUCCUGUUGACAUUAUAUAAUUAGAGCUAAAAACUGGUCCAGCU
Messenger RNA from Zingiber officinale, 1313 nucleotides. RefSeq names its product protein translocase subunit SECA2, chloroplastic-like. Gene Ontology annotation, molecular function: ATP binding; ABC-type protein transporter activity. Gene Ontology annotation, cellular component: chloroplast envelope; membrane. The transcript has 13 exons. Lineage: Eukaryota; Viridiplantae; Streptophyta; Magnoliopsida; Zingiberales; Zingiberaceae. The record is from RefSeq and is a predicted model, not a curated record. Gene Ontology annotation, biological process: protein import; protein targeting. Bases 107 to 1279 code for a protein of 390 amino acids.